Molecule: messenger RNA, 498 nt
Organism: Lathyrus sativus (Indian pea)
Lineage: Eukaryota; Viridiplantae; Streptophyta; Magnoliopsida; Fabales; Fabaceae
Source: the annotation of a GenBank genome assembly
AUGAGUUCAUUUUCUAUAUUGUGUAUUUUGAGUUUGAUACUCAUUGUGAGUUGUAGUAACAUUGCAAGCGCCCAAGACUCACCAGCCGAUUAUGUGAACGUCCACAACGCAGCAAGAUCGGCCAUUGAAGGUUUCAACAUUCCAAAUCUUGUUUGGGACAACGAAAUUGCGGCUUUUGCGCAAAGCUAUGCGAAUCAGCGCAAGGACUGUAAAGCGGUUCCCUCGGGCGGUAAUGGUGGACGGUACGGUGAGAAUGUUGCCAUUAACAAUGGUGAGAUAAGUGGUGCAGAAGCAGUGAAGUUGUGGGUGGAUGAAAAACCUCAGUUUGAUCGCUAUCAUAACAAGUGUGUUGGUGGUGAGUGUGUUCAUUAUACUCAGGUGAUUUGGGAAAAGUCAUUGCGUGUUGGAUGUGGGAAAGUGAAAUGUGAUAAUGGAGGAACAUUUGUUACUUGUAAUUAUUAUCCUCCUGGAAAUAUUCCAGGUCAAGAACCAUUCUAA